AUGAACCGUUCUCGGCCAAGAACAUACUAGUAUUCGCAAUUUUUUCAACGAAUGUCAUCGUAUGAUGAAUUUGCGAAAUUAGAUAAUAGUAAUAUCUAAGAUGUUUAAAAUACGCAGCAUUCUUAACAGAAUUAUCAGAGUCAAGAGAAUAGUUAGAACUUUAAUAAUAAUUUAAGCUAGUCCAUUAACUAUAAUACUUAGAACCUUCAGCCUGAAGUCUCUGCAUCUGGUAAAAUUAAUUCUUAAAGCUAAGAAAUUCAUAUAACUCCUUAGCUUUUGAAUCCUUCUAAUAAUAACGCUGCUUAAGGAAAUAAUUCUUCAGCCUCUAUAUUUACUACAUUUUCAGGACCUGGGCAAUCCGCACUAUACAGCAAGCUUGCUUUUGGAAGCAAUGGGGCAUUUCCUGAUAAAGGGGCUAGCUCUGAAAAUACUGAAAAGAAGAGGAAGAUCUAGGGGUAUUCAUAUCUUCGUAUAAGGCACGACUAAGUUUUGCCCAAACCAGAGGCAUACGAAUUGAGGGAUUAAGACAUCGAAUUUUUAAUAAAAUUGAAUAAAAAUUAUUCGCAAAAUCUUAAAAUAGAAAACCCUCAGAAGUAUGAAGAAAUGAUAGCAUAGCAAAAACAGCGAUAGGAGGAGGCUGGAGAUGGAAAUAGCAUCCUGGGUGUUGACGAGGCAAGUGGGAAAUCCCAAUAAAAUAAUAAUGAUGCUAGUAUUAUUUUAAUUUCAGAAGAAUAGCUAGAGAGGUUAUUCAUUCACUUUGAAAAGAAGUCAACAAGAGACAACACAGCUUCUUUUUAAGAGAUUAUGAUGGAUUUGCCAAAGGAAUACGAAGAACGUCUUGCCCAUAAUGAGCUCGAUGAAUGCUACCAGUAUUGGAAGCGUGAAAGAGAAAGAGAGUAUGAAAGAUAAGGUGAAAAAAAUACUGAAAAAUAAAAAGAACUUUAUCCAUUUAUGAGAAGAUAUUGGCGUGCAUCAGCAGAAGAAUAAAAUGCCCAUGCAGCUUUUCGUCCUCGUGAAUAGAAUCGUAUGAGAACUAGAAAAUCAGCUCGUCCUGAGAACAAAGAGACGUAUGAGAAGAUGCUUUCAUUAGAAGGAGAUUUCAAAAAGUACAGAGUUUUAGCAUUAAACCUUAAGAAGAGAGAAUUACUAAAAAGAGAACUUGCUUACAUAUAAAUAACAGAAUUUAAUAAAUCCAUUCCUGGUCUCACUAAUGAAUUCCAAAUUGUAAAUAAAUUUGUCUCGCGUGAAUAAGAAAUCAAGCAAAUUACAAGUCUCAUAUAGCCUAAACUUCCCAAGCAAGUAAAGCCUUCAAGACCAAAAGCUCCAAAAGCAGAGUAGCCAAGUAAGGAAGUUCCCACAUCAAGUCAACUAAAAGAGUAAAAAGCUGAUGAAAUUAUGAAUGCAGACGAAAGUAAUAAUGUUCAGCCAGUGACAGAAGUACCUAAAAAGCCAACAAAAAUCAUUUUACCAAAAAUUUCAGACAAGAGUAAAUUUAGCGAUGAAACUAAAAAAGUGUAAGCUAAUGGUGAGUUAGCAGAAGGAGAAGAUGCAAGCAAUUUAGCAAAGAAUUUGGAUGACACUAGCUAACAACCCGUAGUAGAAUAAAAACCUAAAAAAAAGCCAAGCAAAAAGAAAGAUUUAUAAAAAUAAGCAGAAAUAAAUUAAGAAUAGUAAAAUAUAGAAGAAAAAUAAGAAUAAGUCUCACAACAGCAGCCUGCAGCUGUGCCAUAAGAAAAACCUAAAAAAACUAAAAAAAAACCUAAAGAGUAAAAAAAUUAAGAAGAGAAUGCAUUAAAUUAAACAGUUUUAUCUGCUCCAGAAGAAGGAUAGCCUCUAACUUCAUCUAUCAAUCCCAAUUUAGAGACAGGAAAUUAAGAUGAGAGUGAAAAGGUAGUUUAAACAACAAAAAAGAAAACUAAAAAAGAAAGAGCUGAAUCUAAAUUGGUAGAUCCUAAAGAUAUAGCUAAGAAAAAGCCUUCAAAAAAAACUAAGAAAGAUUAAAAAGCUGAAGAGGAUUCAAAAGUAGCAGAUGAGAAUCCUUUGGCUCAGAUUGCUCUAUCACCUUGUUUGGAUAAAGAAUCUUAAUCAAUUAUUCAUGAGGUUGACUAGUCUACAGUUAACGAAAAAGCAAGGGAAGAGAGCUCAAAUCCUGGCAUAUAAAAGAAACAGGCACAAAGAAGAAAAAAGAAAUAAGAAUAACCUGCAAUAGAUCCAGAGAUAACUGCCAACUCAGAAAUGAUUGAGGAAACCAAUAAAACUCUUAGUAUUAAUGCCUAGCCAACUAUAAGUUAAUAAGAAAUAAGUCAUAAGAAUAUACCAUUAAUAAAAUUAGAUAGAGAUAUAGAAUCUGCUUAGUUUUUAUCUAGCUUUGUGAUUUACUUUCAUUAGUUUAAACUUCCUAUCAACUUCGAAAAUUUAGAUAGUAGCGAAAAAAUAGCAAGUAAAAAUCAAGAAAUGCAAGAAGAAAAGAAAUAAAAACUAAAAAAUACAAACACUUUACCAUAUUUAAUUCGUAAGCGUUUAGGACGUUCUAAUGUAAGCUACAUAGAUCGUAGUUUCGAUUCCUUUAAUGAAAUAAUAGGUAUAUAAAGUGGAAAAAUUUCUUAUCUCCUCACACCGCAUCGCAACGAAGUCAUUUAUAAUACAUACAAUUAUGUUAAUCCUGAUGCAGUUAAAUACAUUUCUUCUUCAUCUAGUCACAACAAUGCCUAUCCUUUAUCACAAAAUCCCUUAACUUCUUCAAAUAAUUCUAAUUUAAUUGCAAACGGUCAGAUAUCUUCUAUUGCUGGUAAUGAUGAAGAAUAAUAUAAUAAGAGAGAAUCUAAAAGUACCUCAGAUAAAAAACUUAAAAUAUUACCUUCAAACGAAAAGCUAAUUAGCGAAGUUAAAGAAAAGCAGCGUUAAUUAUUUAGAAACUCUCUUUUUUAAUAAAAGUAAGAAAAAAUAAAAGCAGUAAUACAAUAACCAUAUAUCUAAGAAAUGGAACGCCGUCGCAAACGUACAUAUUUUUAAGCUUUUUAUUAAAGUUCUAGAGCUUAGUAGCUUUGGGUGGAUGAUGAUGACAGUGGAGACCAUGAUGAAAUAUUCUAAAAGUAAGUACAAAGUCUAAAGUAAACUAUCGAAGAGAGAUAAAAAGAAAAAGAGAAAAAGUUGAAGUAGCAACAAAGAGCAUUGGCAGAACAGUUAAGAAAAUAAAAGGAAGCAGAACAAAAAGAGGAAGCUGCUCGUUUGUUGCAAUAGCAAAAGGAGGAAGCAUAAAAACAAUUAGAACUUUAGCAAUAACAGUAAUUAUAGUAGUAAUAGCAACAAUAAUUUUAGCUAUCGCCACCAGAUAUAUAAAAAUAAUAGUUCAUUCAGUAAUAACCUCUUUAAAACUAAUUUCCAAAUUAGCAAUAAAACAUUUAAAUACCAUUUAACAGUAAUAGCAACAAUAUGAUAAACACUAACAACAACAUUAAUUUCAAUAGUAACACAAACUUGAGCAAUUAAUAUUACUAAGAACCUAUGAUGUAUGAUUAAAAUUCAAGCUACAAUCAACCCUCACUGUAAAUGAACUAGCAGAGUAUAAAUUAUAAUUUUAAUUAUGAGAGAAACUCAUUUGACUAACCUCCUGGCUUAAUGUAUGGUCAAAGCAGCUAAAUGAUGGGAUAAUAAGGAAUAGAUAUGAUGAAUAAUGAUGAUAACAUAUUUUCACCAAUGUAAAUGGCACAGCGUCCUCACUAAAGCAGUUUCUAAGGAGGAGAUAUUCCUUAAUUAUCAAAUAUGCAAGGAAUACCCUCCGCAUAGCCUAUUUUGAAUUAACAGCAAUCUAAUAAUUAUUAAGAUAUACCUUAUUAUUAAGAUUUUGUGGAUAAUAAUCCUUUCGAUAAUGAAUUCAUUCCAGCUAACUAAGAGAAUAAUGAAUUUUAUAACUAUCAAAAUGAUUAUAUGGCAAAUGAUAACGACAUAGAAAAUAAUUAUAUCGCUGAAGAUUUAAAUCCAAACUUCAUGGAAGAUGAUAUCUGA
Molecule: messenger RNA, 4005 nt
Organism: Tetrahymena thermophila SB210
Lineage: Eukaryota; Ciliophora; Oligohymenophorea; Hymenostomatida; Tetrahymenidae
Exons: 3
Source: RefSeq, a predicted model, not a curated record